GCGCGUGGGUGGCUCGUCACGUGCUCGCACGUUAUUUUUGACAGUGAUUUAACGUCACACUGUUGCCCGUGCACACGCACGAGCGCACCGUAAGCCAAGCCGAGUCGGACAGAGAAAGUUGUGAACGAGGAUGCGCUAAGAAAAGGAACUUCUACACGGUCAGGAACCCGGGACAGAGACAAGCCUCGCGUGCAUACGUUUCCAUGGCGAUAGCGAGAAAUAUAAAAUUCGGCACGUGACCCUUAACGACGGAUAGACGAGGAAUAAACCCUGCUCGGAGAGACAGGCCACUGAUGAGCUUCAGUUUUUGUUUUUAACCUCCCUUCGACCAAUCAGCGCCGUGUUGCUAGGCUGGCCCUUCCUCUGAUUGGUGGACACGGAUGUCAAUCUGUGUAGGUGAAGCGCAGGAUGAUUUCUGCUCAAUUACAUGAAACACCCCAAAACACGUCGGCACCAGCAGCCCGGAGGAAACACUGCAGAGGACCACACGGCUUCUCCAAAACAUAAGCUGCCUUUCCUUUACAGCAAAGGUCGCGGUGCCUUUCAGGAGUCUUCUCUACUUUUCAGAGGUGUGUGUGUCCCACCCCACGCACCACCACGGCCCUCACGUGUGUGUUGCGCUGUUUCCCGUGUGAGCCAUCCUGGGCCGGGAGCCCCUUUGUGCAACGUGCACCAAGCCCGCCUAUGCUCACUAUGACGCGCUCCAAAACUUUCCAGGCCUACCUUCCCACCUGUCACCGAACCUACAGCUGCAUCCACUGCCGCGCACACCUCGCCAACCAUGACGAGCUCAUCUCUAAGUCCUUUCAAGGAAGUCAAGGCAGAGCCUAUCUAUUUAACUCUGUGGUGAACGUAGGCUGUGGUCCAGCAGAAGAGCGAGUGCUCCUCACCGGCCUACACGCAGUAGCAGACAUCUAUUGCGAGAACUGCAAAACUACACUAGGAUGGAAAUAUGAGCACGCCUUUGAGAGCAGCCAGAAGUACAAGGAGGGUAAGUUUAUCAUCGAGCUGGCCCACAUGAUAAAGGACAAUGGCUGGGACUGAGGUCUGAGGGAGCUGUGAUGGAGUAUGGAUGAAGCCAGUUCAGAUGCUGGCUGUGUGGGUAAACAAGUGACGCUGGUUUCAUGUCGCCUUCUCUCUUGUACUCUAUUCAACAUUACACACACACACACACACACACACACUCCUCUUUCCAGGGUUGCAGGUGUAGCAUCAGGGGUUCUGAAUAAGGUACAGAGGAGAGGCAGUCCUAGGAACAGUGUGUGUGUGUGUGUGUGUGUGUGUGUGUGUGUGUGUGUGUGUGUGCGUGCGCACGUCCUAGUGGAUAUGUGAACACAUCCAGUAAAAGGUGUGUAGACAUGUACACUCACCUAGAUAUAUACACCCAACUAGUUACUUGCAUGCCCGCCCCCAUCCUAGCCCAAGACAACCCAAUGUGUUUGUGUGCAUCUGGGUUCCACUCUAAACUUGGCAGGGCCAUGGGGUCACACAGGUAGUCUAUAUAGGAGAGUGCUAAGGUGAUUAUCCCAAAUCCAGCUGAGUUUGGCCACUGCCAGCUUGGGCCAAUGACGACGGGUCUCUGAACGGGCCUCUGACGGAGACAGCCAAUGAAAGAGGCCCUGAUGAGGGGUAAAACCAGUCAUAUUGGCAGGCAGAGCUUUCUAACGAGACCGCCCCGUCUCACCGUUUAUAAGACACUAACAUCUAGCUCUCCUUUGACCUUACAUACAAAAAGCGAAUGUUAACCAGGAAAUGGAACUGGACACACGUGGUUGUGUCCAGACCUUAAAAAAUCCGUUAGCCGUUAGCUGCCUGUGCUAGCCCUGCUUUUGUUGUGUGAUUAUGUUUUUAGGAAUUACUGCUGGGCACGACGACGACAAGGUUUUCCGAGCUUUCGCACGACAGGUACAAUACUGGAAUACUGCCUCCUUUUUUUAAACCUGAAAUAUAACUCCAGAGAUUUAAAGCCAGUUCACAGUGACACCUCGUAGGUGUGUCUCCAUGUCUACCAAAGAACCCGUCCAUCUAUUACUGGUUACACGAACGGCGGAUAGGCCGUAGUGACCUGAGGGGCCCUGUGUUUAUACCAUAGUGACCCUGAUCAACUGCUGCAGUGUGAUGCAAAGACAUAAAAACCUUUCCUAACCAUUUUCAUUCGUUUAUCUUUUCAUAUGCAGUGUGUGCAAAAGGGUGUAGUGAAGUAAUGUGUGUAUAUAUACACGUGUAUAUACAUAUACAUAUAAAAUGAUGAGGCAGUUUAUUAGUUUUCUAGGCUAAUUCGAUUAAUCAUACUUCCAACAAGCAAGCAGCACAAAGGCAUAUCACAAACAUGACAUCAGUCUGUAACCUAGUUCUCUUUUCUGCAGCUCUCAGGCCACAGGCUUCAGUACUUUGAGUUCUCACUCAGCACUCCUUAUAUAGGUUUGGUAUGGGUGGUGGAGCUGGCUCGGAUGUAGCCACCGGUUAAAUACGCUGUUGAACUAUAAUCAUAAAGCUCCAUACAGUUAUCAUGUGUAUUCCUGUCAUUGUUGCGCAUUUCCAGCAUGUAUUCUGUUCACUCCUGUUAAACCAGAUUAUCCAAGUGAUUAUAGCAUAAAGCUAUUCCAACGCUUACAGGUUUGGGUGAUGAUCCAAAAUUCAAGUUGUUGUGAGAUCAUGAAAAUACCCAUAAUGCUGUAGUGCUGCAUGUGAUAGUCUCUGUGUGCACAGAUGAGGAUCAGGGUUAAGGAGUUGAAAGUAGCCAGCUUUUUGUCUCUGAAAAGUGAAAUGCAUUCUCUUUCUUUCUUUCUUUCUUUUUUGUUUUGUUUUGUUUGUAAAUGACAGAUAUUAAUAUAUUUAAGCACUUACAUGUACAUUAAAGAGAGGUAUCAUUAUUUAGGUUGAUCUGUGUGUUAUUUAUGGCUUCGAACAUCAUACUGUGCUUUGUGUCUGGAGCCCUAAUCGGGUGUGCAAUAUUUGGCACGUUUUUUUACUCUUGAAAACGUUUCAAGCUGUGUGUCUUUUAUAAAAUCAUGACUAUAUAUUAACUACUGCUGGAGAUUGAUCUAAAUUAAAAAUAAAAGAUAUGGUAAGUCGA
This is a messenger RNA of Hemibagrus wyckioides, 3076 nucleotides long. It is a transcript of the gene ypel2b, whose product is annotated as yippee-like 2b. The record is from RefSeq and is a predicted model, not a curated record. The transcript is spliced from 5 exons. The coding region runs from base 685 to 1044 and encodes 119 amino acids. Lineage: Eukaryota; Metazoa; Chordata; Actinopteri; Siluriformes; Bagridae.